Molecule: messenger RNA, 1825 nt
Organism: Carassius auratus (goldfish)
Lineage: Eukaryota; Metazoa; Chordata; Actinopteri; Cypriniformes; Cyprinidae
Product: osteoclast stimulatory transmembrane protein-like
Exons: 5
Coding region: 461-1825 (454 amino acids)
Cellular component (GO): membrane
Source: RefSeq, a predicted model, not a curated record
CUCAUUGUUGCUAACUAGAGCUUGAAAAAGCAACACCGAAGGUAACACUAGCAACACUUACUGCUUCUCCCUACAUGUUUCUGUGUUGAUCUCCUUUCAGCUACGUUUCUGACGCAGUAACUGGAGUCAUCAUCAUCUCCAUCCUCUUUUUCUUUCCAUCCCAGCAUCCUUCUCUCCACUGGUGGUUCGAUUCAAGAGACUCAAAUACAUCAUAUGUUCCCCUGUUGUCAUGGAGAAAAGCUCAUAGAGUGUGUGCCGUGGAAUAUGACUUUACUGAUGGGUGGUGGAUUUUUAAUGGCCAGAGGCUGCGAGGCCAUCUGUAUGAAAGUCAACCCACUGAACUUCAUGAUCCCAGCAACGACUGGCUGCUCUUACGCUUUCAUGCUUCUUGUGUCCGCACCUCCAAACUCAAUCGCCUUUGCCUCCGGACACCUGAUGGUCAAAGAUAUGAGCCUCAGUGAUGAGCAGGAUGGAGGCGCUGUGGUUGUGUUACUCUUCUCCGACUCCUCAGAGUGCAAGUCACCUACUCGCCCUACUUCUUCUCUGUCUCUCAUUGGCUGCUGUAACUGCUUCACUGCUUUUCCACUGGCUCAUAAAUCUUUUAAAAUAUGACAUCCAGACAGCAUUGAUUGCAGUUGGUAUCUAUGCCAUAGCUGUGUUUAUCCUGUCAUCUCUCAUCCAUCCGUUUCGAUGUGCUUUCACUCUAAUCUUCCCGACGUUGUUCACCCGGCAAGGCUGUAAACUGAUCUUGUCCACAUCUAUGAUGAUCAUAGUGCUGUACGUCCUACCCAACAUGGCCGCCAACAUUGCAACUCUCACAAAUGUUGUGAAAUGCACAUCAGAAAAACUCUCUCAAAGUCUCCUAAGCAGCUCGGAGCUCAUAAACAGCAUAAAGGACAAUAUGGUCAGAAGAGCCGAGGAGAGUGCAUAUGGGAGUUUACUGCAAACGCUGCAUGAUUUUGAUCACAGCACACAUAUUAAUGUCUCCGAAGUGAAGCGACGGUUGCAUUUGUUGAGUCAGCGGGUGCAGGAGGAUUUCUCUGAAGUUGACCAUCAAGUACAGGACCUGAAGCUGCUAUUCAGCAGAAUCUUUGCUGCUGUUUUUGUUCUGUAUUUGUUCACAGAGUCCGUCAUGUACCUUCGGUCUUACCUGACGUCUGUAAGAUUUGAUAACACAUAUAUCACAGGUGGGCUCAGGAGGAAAGGAGCUGAACAAGGGAUUGUGGUUGAAGCAAAGGAUGUGAAAAAUGGAGUAAACUCCACCAGUUUCAGAAUAACUCAAAAAGAACUUUUCAAAUGUCUGGCUCCAGCAGUGGUGAUCACUCUGUAUCUGCUAAUGACAAUCUUUUUGAUAGUGCUGGACCACUUCUUAUAUUACUUGGUGAAAUUAUGUGGUGCUUGGAUUUCAAACAUGCCACCCACCAACAUCGGCAUCAACGUCGACUUCAAGGUUGGAGCAGAAGUGGGCAUCUGUCAGAUCUUUAGCUUAGACUGUCAGGCAGAAUUGUUGAACUUCAACAGAACUUACACAACCCGAAUACACUCUGAUCCAAACAUGUGUGAGGCCCAAUCCAGUAAACUGAACCCAGGUGUAGUGACGGCGCUGCUGUUCCUCUAUCUGUUCAGCUACGCCCUGCUGCCGCUGGAGGUCUAUGCGCGACGCCUUCGGAGGAAAGUAGCGGCUUCUUUCUUCCAGGCUCAGGAGGGGAGAAGGGUCGAGUUCCUUAUCAAGAAAAUUCUAACUAAACAAAAGGAAAGACAGAAUGUUUUCUUCAUAACCAAGCAUCAAGAUAAAGAAGUGUUUGGGAAAAUAGAUCGGCUAUAA